CAACAGAUAUGUGGUGAGGUCAGGUUUGGUCAAUUGCACUUUCAUAUUCAAACGAAUAUGGGAGCAAAACUGUUGACUGCUUUUAAUUUAAACUUUAAACAAAGACGGUUUCUGGCUGCAGGUGAAUUCCGGAUUCUUCCGCUUGAGGGGAAGAGAGGGCUAGCAGCUAAUAUUUCCGCUGUGGUUUUUGGGAUAGUUUAGUGAGAGUCCCUUGGUGUUCUGAGUGUAAACGGAUCCGUACAGGCUUGGUCUUUUGUAAAGAGAGGGCGCGGGGAGCGGAGGGAGGAGGGAGAGUAGUCACUCCAUCUCGUUUUUUGUGUUGAAGACUGGAUCGCGCCGUUUACAGUCCAGCGUGGAUCAGCUCUGUCGUUCCGGAGUUCAACACAGCACACACGUCGGACCGGGGUGGCGUUUAUUUAUACACACCUGAAACCAGCCUGUGUAAUUUGGCGUGCCUCGGCGUUGAUAAGAAACUUGCCGUUCGCCGUGGUAGUAUAGUUCUAACUUUUACAGCGAGCAGUUAACUGACAGGAUUUUCUAUCUCACAGUUUCGUUGUGUUUCUGGAAUGUUGUCGCUAGCCGCCCUCGCUGACCGGGGAGAGAUGUGAACUUUUUUUACGGACGCUGAGUAAAACGAGAUUUAUUUUCUGGGUGAAAUAGAAGACGACCAGAAAUAACAUCUGGACGGCUAGCGAGUGAGUGUCUUUGGCUGAAAUCGAGACAUGGAGGGGUGGUGGCGGGCGGCCCUGUGCCUCCUGGCGUCUCUCUACCCUAGCUCCACCCAGGCGGGCGACCCCGUCUUCUCGUCCGACACCCUCAUCAACAACGUGGUGCGUGACCCCGCCACGGGGCGCGUGUACGUGGGUGCCGUCAACGCUGUGCUGCAGCUCUCCUCUGAGCUGGUGCUCCAGUCCCGCUCCCGCACCGGCCCUGUGGAGGACAGCCGCUCCUGCACGCCCCCCGUCACCGCAGCCUGCACGGAGAGGCAGGAGACAGACAACCACAACAAGCUGCUGCUGGUGGGGCCGGGGGGGCAGCUGGUGCUGUGCGGGAGCGUCUUCAGGGGGCUGUGUUCCCUGAGGAACCUGUCGGACGUGGAGCAGCUCAUCUACUUCAGCGACACCAAGGGGGAGAAGACCUAUGUGGCCAGUGCCGAGGAGGCCGUGUCCGUGGUCGGGGUGAUGUCAUACUUCAUCACCAAGAACAGCGAGAACCUGACGGUGUUUGUGGUGGGGAAGGGCUACGGCAGUCAGGACAGCACUAAGCUCAUCAGCACGCGGGUCCUGCAGGACUACUCUGACUGGGUAGUGUUUGACAGCAUCAUCGAGGCGUCGGGGGUUCAGGCCAGCCCCUUUGUGCCCAGCUACCUGCACGACUUCCGCUUCGUCUUCAAGCACGACGGCUUUGUGUACUUCCUGUACUCGCGCACGCUCAGCGCCCAGGAGAGCCGCACAUACACCUUCCUGUCCCGCAUGUGUGAGAACGACCACAACUACUUCUCCUACACUGAGCUGCAGCUCAACUGCAGCGCCACCAACAGGUUCAACAAGGUUCAGGCUGCCUAUGUGUCUGAGCCUGGCUCGGCCUUGGCCAGUAACCUGACCCUGUCGGGUCGCUGGGGCGUGGUGAAGCCUGGGGACCCCGUCCUGUUUGUGGUGCUGAGUGCAGAGGAGGAGGGGGGCUCCAGCUCAGGGCUGUGUCUGUACCCCCUGGAGGCAGUGAACCAGCGGCUGGUGGAGAUCAUCUCAGCCUGCUACAACCACGCUGGCAAGAUCAACGACCGUCCUGCUGUAUACACCCCCUACUCCUCCAAACCAGAGGAGCUGUGCAUCACCAAGAGCGAAGACAUGGUCUCCAAGUACCGCUGUGGGGCAGAGUUCCUGCCCUCCCCACUGGCCAGCAAGUCCGAAUUCGCCCUGACCUCCGACCCCGCCUACUCAAGGAAGGGUCACCUGACGGCCGUGGCGGUUGCCGUGGAGACGGAGCAUGCUGUGGCGUUCCUGGGGACGGGCGAGGGGGAGGUGCUGAAGCUGCACCUGUCGUCCCGGCCGGAGGUGUACGGCCGCACCCCCUCUGACGGGUCGGGGGGCAGAGUCAACAAGAACCUGCUGCUCAGCUCACACCUCACGCACCUGUACGUCGCCACGGAGACGAAGAUCUCCAAGGUACCGGUGCAGGCGUGUAACAGGCCAGACUGCCAGUCCUGCAUGGCCCUCAAGGACCCCUACUGUGGCUGGUGUGUCCUGGAGAGCAGGUGUACCAGAAAGGGGGAGUGUGAUAGGUCGGCGGAGGACAACACUUGGCUGUGGAGCCCCAAUCAGCAGUGUGUCCAGAUCCAGACCUUCAACCCUCCCAACCUCAGCAACAAGAAGACCCAGCAGGUGGAGAUCACAGUUCCCGCCCUCCCCAGGUUGGGGCCCUCUGAUAGGCUGAAGUGUGUGUUUGGCUCCUUCCAAAGCCAGGCGGUGAUGUUUGACAGCAGGGUGACCUGUAGCCUGCCUGAUCCUGAGGACAUCCCGCCCACUCCUGACAGUCAAGACUUUGUGGCGGUGCCGGUCACGGUGCUGGUUAACGGCAGCAUCACGGUGACGUCUGGAGAGUACCUCUUCUACAGCUGCGCCGCCACCACCAGGAAGUCCCAGAACACUCCGUGUAUUUCGUGCGUGACCAGUGAGUGGGGCUGCCAGUGGAACAGCCGUGAUCACGUGUGCAGUGACAGCACCGAGGCAGAAGGGGGCGCUCACGUCAUCAAACCUCUGCAGAAGGACAGCUGUCCCCAGUUUGAGAGCCCAGACCCUCAACUGCUCCCGGUGGGUCUUCGUGUUCCCCUCCGCUUCCAGGGCAGGAACCUGGACAGCUACACGGGUCGACGGUUCAGGAUUGGGACUGAGCUGAUGCAGCAGGUGGAGGAGGAUGUGGUGUUUGAUGAGGACUCGAACCAGGGAUCCUUCAGUGGCUACGAGUUUACCUAUGACAAACAGCAGGAGGUAAACGUGUCGUUCCACAUCAAAGACAGCUCCACAGAGAGGAGAGUGGACAGCACACUGACGGUGGUUGUGUAUAACUGCUCUGUGGGCCGUGAGGACUGCAGCCUGUGCAGGAGCGCUGAGUCCAGGUUCCAGUGUGUGUGGUGCCCCUCCUCCAGGACCUGCACACACACUCUGCUCUGCCCCUCCUCCCCGGAGCCCCCCACCUGCCCCAGCCCCACCAUCACUGGAAUCUCCCCCCUGUUCGGCCCGCUGGCUGGUGGGAUCGCCCUCACCCUGCGGGGGAGCAACCUGGGGGUGAGGGCGGGGGACGUGAGGAGGAUCACUGUGGCCGGGGUGGAGUGUGUUCACCUGGAGGACAGAUACUCCGUCUCCACCAGUGUGGUGUGUGAGGUGGGUCCAGCAUGGCCCCCCGCCCCCGCCCUGCCCCCCCCAGCAGACCUGCCCCCCCCAGCAGACCCCUCUCAAGGCAGGGCGGGGGAGGUGAAGGUGGAAGUGGAGGGGGGGCGCUGGGGCAGGUCACAGGUCGUCUUCACUUACAGGGACCCCGCCCCCUCCUCGGUGCACCCUGAGCGAGGACCAGCGGCAGGAGGCACGGUGAUCACCAUCACAGGCACCAGCCUGGACACGGCCACUAGAGAUGAUGUCACCAUCACCGUGGGGGGCGUGCCCUGCCAAGUCUUGUCGUUUGGGAGUCACCUCACCUGUCGGACAGGGGGGUACGCGGGCCAGAAGCUGCCAUCCCCUCCCUUACCCGUCAUCGUGAGCUACGGCCGGAACACCUCCAGGGAGGUCCGAGGUCAUCACUUCCAGUACUGGGACAACCCCAAGGUCACAGACUACAACCCCAAAACCAGCUUCCACUGUGGGGGCAGGAGGGUUGUGGUUCAGGGGUCAGGAUUUGACCUGAUCCAGAGAGCCUCCAUGACAGUGCUGCCCUCUACUGACGAGGAAGUGUACAACACCACUACUGCAGAGUUUUCCCUGGACUUCCUCAGUAAAAACGACACGGUCCUGCAGUUCCUCUCCCCACCUGUGAGGGGCCCCGCUGAGCAGGGCUUUGUCACCUUCCUGCAGCUGGACAGAGAGGCACUGGAGCUAAAGAGCUUCGAGUACCACCCAGACCCCACCUUCAACAAGCUGGACAAGAACAUCAUCACAGAGGCCAGCAUCAUCAACGUCACGGGGCGAGGCUUCAGCAGGGCCAUGACAGUGAAGGAGGCCCAGGCGUUUGUAGGGAACAUCUCGUGUCAUGUGACCAUCCUUCAGGACGAUAAGAUCUUCCUGGAGGCUCCGUCCUCCCAACCCAGGAACAGCUCCAGGCUGCAACGCAGAGACACCUCCUCUACUGACCCCCUGGAGCUGAGGAUCCAGUUUGGUCAGGGUGUGUGGGUGGUGGGGCUUGUCCAGUAUGAGAGGAAGUACGAGGUUCCUCUGGCUGUCAUCAUCCCUGGAGUCAUCCUGCCAAUGCUGCUCUUCAUCGCUGUGUCUGUCUACUGCUACAGGAGGAAGAGCCAGCAGGCAGAGAGAGAGUAUGAGAAGGUGAGGCACCAGCUGGAGAACCUGGAGGAGAGUGUGAGAGAUCGCUGCAAGAAGGAGUUCACUGACCUGAUGAUAGAGAUGGAGGACCACACUAGUGACCUCAGCGAGGCACGGAUCCCCUUCCUGGACUACAAGAACUACACCGACCGCAACUUCUUCCUGCCGUCUGAGGACGGCACCAACGACGUCAUGAUCACAGGGAAACUCGAUAUCCCAGAAUCCCGCAGGGCCAUUGUGUCCCAGGCCCUCAACCAGUUCUCCAACCUGCUGAACAGCAAGACCUUCCUCAUCAAUUUCAUUCGAACCCUGGAGGGGCGUCCUGACUUUGGGCCGCGGGCGCGUGUGUACCUGGCCUCCCUCCUCACGGUGGCGCUGCAUGGGAAGCUGGAGUACUACACUGACAUCAUGAGAACCCUGCUGCUGGAGCUGAUGGACCAGCACGUCACCAGCAGGAACCCCAAACUGAUGCUGCGCAGGUCUGAGACGGUGGUGGAGAGGAUGCUGUCUAACUGGAUGGCCAUCUGCCUCUACCAGUUCCUCAGGGACACUGCUGGAGAGCCUCUGUACAAGCUGUUCAAGGCUAUAAAGCACCAGGUGGAGAAGGGCCCUGUGGAUGCCCGGCUGAAGAAGGCCAAGUACACCCUGAACGACACAGGCCUGCUGGGGGACGACGUGGAGUACAGCACCCUGACGCUGCAGGUGCUGGUGCACGGGGAGGGUCCGGACGUGACCCCGGUCAAGGUGCUGAGCUGUGACUCCAUCACCCAAGUGAAGGAGAAGGUGAUCGAGCAGGUGUACAGGAACAUGCCCUACUCCCAGAGACCCAGGGUGGAGACAGUGGCUCUGGAGUGGCGCCCUGGCUCCACAGGGCAGAUCCUGUCUGACCUGGACCUGACCUCCCAGAAGGAGGGGCGCUGGAAGAGGGUCAACACGCUGGCACACUACAACGUGAGAGACAACGCUACCUUGGUUCUGUCCACAGUGCUGCACACGCUCCCCUUCACCCAGCACCAGGACAGCCCUGAAGAGAGGAACGCCCUCCUGGAGGAUGAGAAGGUGUUCCACCUGGUGCGACCAGCAGAUGAGCUGGAUGAGGGGAAGUCCAAGAGAGGCAGUCUGAAGGACAAGGCCCUGACCAAGGCCAUCACCGAGAUCUACCUGACCAGACUGCUGUCUGUCAAGGGAACACUGCAGCAGUUUGUGGAUGACUUCUUCAGGAGCGUGUUAUGUUCUGGCUCGGUGGUGCCUCCUGCUGUUAAGUACUUCUUCGACUUCCUGGACGAGCAGGCACUGAAACAUGACGUGGAGGAAGACACCGUACACAUCUGGAAGACCAACAGCCUGCCCCUGAGGUUCUGGGUGAACAUCCUGAAGAGUCCUCACUUCAUCCUGGACGUGCAGGUGGGCGAGGUGGUGGACGCGUCGCUGCACGUCAUCGCUCAGACCUUCAUGGACGCCUGCACCAAGACAGAACACAAGCUGAGCAGGGAGUCUCCCAGUAAUAAGCUGCUCUAUGCCAAGGAGAUCUCCACUUAUAAGAAGAUGGUGGAUGAUUACUACAGGGGCAUCAGACAGAUGGUGCCUGUGAGCGACCAGGACAUGAACACACACCUGGCAGAAGUCUCCAGGCAACACACAGAUGAACUGAACACCCAGGUGGCAUUGCACCAGCUCUACCAGUACGCCAGCAAGUACUACGAUGGGAUCAUCCAAUCCCUGGAGGAGGACCCGACGGCCCAGAGCAAACAGCUGACUGUGCGUCUGCAGCAGAUCGCCGCCGCCCUCGAGAACAAGGUCACCGACCUUUAACCUUUGAUCGCCGGCUAGUGCAGGGCCGUGGACAGGAGUGGGAGGGGCCUGCGACCAUAUAAGGAGGACUAAAGAUGGGAUAUGCAGAUUUGGGACUGGUGUAAGACUUCUGAUUGGUUGUGGACUCAUGGCCCUGCAGGAAGUUGACAUAUCUCCACCUCUGGACGUGAGGGGGAGGAGCCUGGACUGAAUCAUGGUUUUAUACGGUCAGCUCUAAGAAGCUAGUCCAGCCUCUCUCUCUGACUGUCCGUCUUCCUCCCUAGCCCCUCCUCUCCCUCUCUUCUCUCUGAUUGGACCACCAGAGGGCAGACUCACCGAGCAGAGCGGAAGCUAACAGGCUGUAAACCAAUCAACAGCCACCACGGUACACCACUGACCAGUCAUGGACAUGCUCAGUAGGAAGAGACAACUAUGAACUGACUGAUAACAAAGAACCUUGAUUGAUUCUUCCUUCUGUUGCUUGGCUUUAUCCGGACAGGACUGCACCCCAGGGUCAAUAUGUACUGACUGAUAAUCAGAUGUCUAAUCCUCUCUGUACACUGACUAGCUUUGGUUUGUAUAUAAUAUUUUUAUGGUGCAGGCUUUACACGAUAAAAUGAAAUUAUUUUUGACUGGAUGAAUGAUGUAUGAACUGGAUCUUCAGCUUGUCUUGAAGAGAGUUGGUGAAGCAGGGUGUUCUGAUGACUCAUUUCCUGUUAAUAAUUGGUUGCUUCCUGUGUAUAAUCGCCUUCCGUCGCUACUGGCUGGCUGCCAUUUGUAAUGUUUCCAAGGAGACCAGUUUGUGCUUAAUCCCAGAUAAGAGAAGCAUAACUCUGUUUUAGUUGCUUUUUGUUCAGAUGUUUAUUCACCUUUUCUGUUCCGCUGUCAAGAGUUUCCUCGCCAUGGUACCCCUCCUCCUGUUCUAGAAUGUUCUCCAGCACUCUGCACCCUGCAGGGAACGUAGAACCUGUCUGCUCACAGAAAACAAGAACUGCUCUGAGGUUAAAGAACUGGGUGGAGACACUGUGUGUGUGUGUGUGUAUAUGUUCUGUUAAAGAACUGGGUGGAGACACUGUGUGUGUGGACAGACGGAUAGAGCAGAGCAGAUGAUCUGUCCUCUUACAAUAACAGCUGUAGUUCAGUAGUACAUUAUUGCAGAUGGUACAUUAUUAUUACAGACGGUUCUGACGGAAGAAUCAGAAUGUGAAAUGCUGCUUCUUUUCUGUUGUCCGUUGUCAAACUAAAAUGUUUUUAAAUCAGUUUUUGACAAAUUUGUUGCCAAGAAUUAUCUUUAAAAUAUGCAAAUGGAUGUUUCUAAUCACUCCUAAAUACAGUUUAUUAUUAGUAUA
This is a messenger RNA of Hypomesus transpacificus, 7666 nucleotides long. RefSeq names its product plexin-B2-like. NCBI's taxonomy places the organism in Eukaryota, Metazoa, Chordata, Actinopteri, Osmeriformes, Osmeridae. The record is from RefSeq and is a predicted model, not a curated record. Gene Ontology annotation, cellular component: semaphorin receptor complex. The coding region runs from base 723 to 6338 and encodes 1871 amino acids. Gene Ontology annotation, biological process: regulation of GTPase activity; positive regulation of axonogenesis; negative regulation of cell adhesion. Gene Ontology annotation, molecular function: semaphorin receptor activity; protein binding. The transcript is spliced from 37 exons.